This is a messenger RNA of Oryzias melastigma (Indian medaka), 1193 nucleotides long. It is a transcript of the gene naxe, whose product is annotated as NAD(P)HX epimerase. Gene Ontology annotation, cellular component: mitochondrion. NCBI's taxonomy places the organism in Eukaryota, Metazoa, Chordata, Actinopteri, Beloniformes, Adrianichthyidae. Bases 206 to 1054 code for a protein of 282 amino acids. The transcript is spliced from 7 exons. Gene Ontology annotation, molecular function: NAD(P)HX epimerase activity. The record is from RefSeq and is a predicted model, not a curated record.
CCAAACUACGUUCCCUUCAAAGCCUUCAAGGAUGCUUUUAUUUUGAUAUGUAGAAAGGAUUUAUUUGUGAAGUUUUCAAAAGCGGAAGUUCCGGGUAGGCUCGCUGCAGGCAGCUUCAGACCUUCAAACAAACCUUCCCAACCUACUGUCCUCGGUCAGUGUCGCAGUGCGGUGUGAAGGGACGGAUGAACCUGCACCCACCUGGAUGUUGAAUGUUCGGGCUCUGUUUGGGAUCGGCUUCCUGGUGACCUCCCGAGUGGCAGCGUCCCUCUCCCAGGGUGGGACAUGCUCUCUUUCCGCUGCAGCUGACCACCACAAGGACUGUUUUGGCAGCAGAGCGGCGUCCACAAUGGCCCACAAAAUCAAGUAUCUCGGGCAGGAGGAGGCUCAACACAUCGACGAGGAGCUCUUCAGCGAGUAUGGCUUCAGUGUGGACCAGCUGAUGGAGUUGGCUGGACUCAGCUGCGCAACAGCCGUCACACGGGCGUAUCCUGUUGCCUCUCUGACCAAAGCCAGACCCACUCUGCUGGUGGUCUGUGGACCGGGAAACAACGGGGGCGACGGACUGGUCUGUGCCCGACACCUCAAGCUGUUUGGGUACGAGCCCGCCAUCCUGUACCCCAAAAGGCCCAACAAGCCUCUGUUCCAGGGUCUGACCACACAGUGCCAGAAGAUGGAGAUCCCUUUCCUAACGGAGAUGCCGGAGGCGGAAGUCAUCAACGAGGCUUACAACCUGGUGAUCGACGCCAUCUUCGGCUUCAGCUUUAAGGGCUCGGUGCGGGAGCCGUUCGCCUCCAUCCUGGACGUCCUGAAAAAAACCACGGUGCCCAUCGCCAGCAUCGACAUCCCGUCAGGUUGGGACGUCGAGCAGGGCGCCGCCGACGGCCUUCAGCCGGACACUCUCAUCUCCCUCACCGCCCCGAAGAAGGCAGCGUCCAUGUUCAGAGGCCGGUACCACUUCCUGGGGGGUCGCUUUGUGCCCCCCGGCCUGGAGAGGAAGUACCAGCUGAACCUGCCGCCGUACCCCAACACCGACUGUGUUCUGCAGCUGUAGGAGCCGCUGUCCCAGAGGGGAUGGUUGUGCUGUUCCAGCGUUUAGACUGAGCCCUGGCGCGGCCUCUCUGCUGCUCUGAGGAGCCAGCUCCUGCUCCAGAUCAUGAGUUUGAUUUGUGAAAAUAAAAUGUCAACAUACA